AUGUCAGAAGGAACCUCUUCAGGCACUCAGUAUAGUCUUGAAAAUCAACAGCAGCAAUCAUCACCACCUCAGAAAACGCCGGCGGCCUUUCAACCUUUCACAACGGCUCCACAAGCCACAAAUUGUCAUCAAAUACCUCAAGGUGCCACUUAUGCUUAUGUUCCAAACACCGUCGGAGGACCAGUUUCUCAGCCGGCACCUGGCGCAAAGCCUAAAAGAAAACAAGUUAAAAAUGCUUGUGAAAGUGCAACCAGCUCUGAUGCAAAUAGAUCUCCUGGCCCAGAAGCAAUAACUCCUGUCACUGCCUCAAUAAUGCUUCCGGUCAUUCCUCCUAGUGAUCCUAACGCUCCGCCCGUAAAUCCCAAUCCCAUACCCAUACCGGUCACUUUACAAUUACCCAAUUUCCAACCACAAACUGUGGCGAUGCAACCGAAUACUCAAAAUGCUGCCAUUCCCUCAAAUAUAGGGCAAUUUGUGAUGAUUCCUGCGACGACAGGGACAACUUCUUAUUAUGUCCUCGUUCCACCAUCCUAUCUUCAACAACAGCAACCACUGCCACCGCCACUACCCUCCACUAACAAAACAACACCAUCGCAAGGUUGGCAGUCAUUGUCUCAGACCGAGAAUGUAUCCAAAACAAAAGUAGAACAAUCGAAACAAGCCAAUACCGAGGUUUUGGUGGCACCUACCAAGACCAUUGCUAAAUCUUCGGAUUGCAAGUGUGAUACAACUUCUGGUGGUGAGAAGGAAAAUGAGGGCGCAAAUUUAUCGGUACUUUCUCAGGUUUGCAGUGAUAUGUUGGACAAAUCCCAGGAUGAUUCCAAACAAAGUGAUGAUGAGUUAAAGGACAAGCCACCUCCUGCUAACAGUGAAGUAGCAACGAACGUUAAGUUAUCACCACCUCGAGUAUCAGACGGAAAUACCCCUAACGAUGGUCCCAAAGUUCAAAACGACGGGCCGGCUCUUGAUGAAGAAAAGGGAAAACACCCAUCUGUGAUGACCAAAGAAAUUCCUGUGAAUGGGGAGAAUGAGAUAUCGGAUGGCAAAAAAUAUUCCUCAUGCAUAUCAAACACUGAUAAAGAACAAGUCAAUUUUAGCGGUGUCAACUCGAAAUCGCCGCAACAAAUGCAAUCGUCGACAAGUACCACGAAUGACGAUGGACUUGUCCCCAUCAACAGAACUGAACGGGAGUAUCAGACGAGUCCACAGUCUCCACCGACUUUCACACUGCGAACAGCAGUUGAUAGUCCCUUGGUCUUUUCAAUCCCACCAAAUACCUAUCCUGUCUCAAUUAAGCAAGAAGGAUCGUCAUUUAACGAUGUUAAUUCUACAACGGAUUAUAAAAAACGUGUAAGGCAUCCGCUUGGCGAAGGUCAAACUCAACUUCAACUGGAAUCACAGCAAAUUAACGCUUUCGCACAACAUCAAACACAACCUUAUUAUCACCACCCGGAAGUCCAGGCUUUUCCGAGAGUUCACGAGCAACUUCCGAGAAAUUCAGAACCAUUCAAUUGUCAAAAUCCAUUGUAUACAAGAUAUGUGAAUACAACAACAGCUUAUUCUUACGUUUUCCAUCACAACAUUGCCUCUGAAUCUAACAAUGGUUCCGACGCCUCUUUGCAGGGAAAGCAAAAUUUCACAAAUUACGGGGAUUUGAUGAAGAAUGCUUGA
Molecule: messenger RNA, 1671 nt
Organism: Acaulospora colombiana
Lineage: Eukaryota; Fungi; Glomeromycota; Glomeromycetes; Diversisporales; Acaulosporaceae
Source: the annotation of a GenBank genome assembly